AUGGGUCAGCUGCCUGCAACCAGAGUUUCACCAUCCAGAGCAUUUCUCCACACAGGGGUGGAUUAUGCAGGUCCAUUCCAGAUCCUGAAGUGGAGACCAACGAAUGCACAGCCAGGACAGGUGCACAUUGCAGUUUUUGUGUGCUUCACAACUUCAGCAGUUCACCUAGAACUCGUCAACAGGCAGACCACGGAAGCCUUCCUAGGAGCCUACAAGAGAUUCACCGGAAGACGGGGCAUUCCAGCUGUCAUGUACAGUGACAAUGCCACCACGUUCACCAGCGCAGCAGAAGUUCUAGAAAGGCUCUAUCACCAAGCUUCCAGAGAAAAUCAACGAAUUCAGGUUGCUCUCGCCACCAAUGGGACACAAUGGAGCUUCUCACCACCUAGAGCCUCUCAUUUUGGUGGCAAAUGGGAAGCAGCCGUGAAAUCAACAAAAUAUCACCUCAAAAGAGUCCUGGGAAAGACAACACUAACGUUUGAGGAACUCAACACCAUAGUGAUCCAGAUAGAGGCCUGUCUAAACUCCAGGCCAAUCUGUCCGAUGUCGGACGACCCAGAAGAUCUCCAAGUGCUCACACCAGGACAUUUUUUGAUAGGUGAGCCUCUCCAUGUAAUGCCAGAGUCUUCAUACGUCAACGAGAACCCCAGCAAAAUUCGACGAUGGAACCUGGUGACGCAGAUAAUUCACCAGUUCUGGUCCAGGUGGUCCAAAGAGUGUCUUCAAUGGUACCAGUCAAUCUACAAGGGGAAGACACGUCAACAGAACAUAGAGGUUGGCAAUAUGGCGCUGAUGAUGGAAGACAGCUUUCCACCAACGCAGUGGCUAAUUGCCAGAGUCAUAGCAACGAAACCAGGAGCAGAUGGGCUUACAAGGCUAGCCAAAGUGAGAAUCACCAAGGUAGAAGUCGGCACGCAUCCAGACGGGUCACCAAACCUCCAGAACAUCAAAACGACCCACUCGGAGUUUGAUCGACCAAUCGCCAAGCUCUGUCUGUUGCCAACAGACCCACCACCACCAGAACAGCCUCCAGAAGAAGAUCAACCAGAGGACGAAGAAGACCAACAGAACGACAACCAGUAA
This is a messenger RNA of Diachasma alloeum, 1083 nucleotides long. RefSeq lists its product as uncharacterized. Gene Ontology annotation, biological process: DNA integration. The coding region runs from base 1 to 1083 and encodes 360 amino acids. Gene Ontology annotation, molecular function: nucleic acid binding. NCBI's taxonomy places the organism in Eukaryota, Metazoa, Arthropoda, Insecta, Hymenoptera, Braconidae. The transcript has a single exon. The record is from RefSeq and is a predicted model, not a curated record.